AUGUCAGCUUCCAAGGAAGACAUCGAAAUGGGAAGCAUGUCGGAUUCGGACGACUCGAGCAUCAUCACCGACUACGAUGAUCCGCACGAGAUUGAGCCGACCAGCUGGCUCGAGAUUGUCUCGAUGUUCACACUUCCCAGUAUCCGCACCGCGCAACUCGCCAAAUUCCCGCUCCUCAUUUUCCUCAUGCUCCUCUAUUGCGCCUACUAUCUGCCGCUGGUUCCCGUCAUUCAGCAAUUCGUCGAUUUGGUCGAUGAGGUUCAGACGACGUCUCAUUGGACCGCUUUCGAGCGCCGAAGCGCUGAUAUCACUUUGGACCUUCUUCAAGAGUACAUGGCUGAUUGUCAGAAGUUGUUCUAUAUUAUGAUGACCAACCCGAUUCUCAUGAUUUUCGUGUUCAUCGACACCAUGGACUGCAAACGCUAUGAAAUUGACGCGAAAUUUUUCGUGGUGCUUUCCAUGGACAUCACCACCUUGCUCUUCGCCAAAGUUGUUCUUCUCGAUUGCAUCAUUGCCACCGAAGUGAUUCCGAGUAUGAUGAACGAGUCGAUGGGAAUGAAUUCGUUGGAGACCGAGUUCAACUGCACUACACAGGGAAUUCCGAGUAUGGAAUACUGUAGUCUCAAAUUCUAUUUGCUGAUGCUUCCGGAUGAUCUCAUGACGCUUAUUAUCACGAUGAUUCAAAUCAACGUGUUCUACACCAUCUAUGCCUUCACUCUGACGUUCCUCGUCCGCCGCUAUUGCAGAUCGGAGUUUCACGACUGCUCGACAUUCAGCAUCAUCGUCGAGAUGCUCAAGAAUCCCGAUGCGGUGCUUGCUCGCAGAUCGGCGUGCUACAUUUAA
Messenger RNA from Caenorhabditis bovis, 843 nucleotides. NCBI's taxonomy places the organism in Eukaryota, Metazoa, Nematoda, Chromadorea, Rhabditida, Rhabditidae. The record is from the annotation of a GenBank genome assembly.